CACAACCUCACGAAACCACCGCCAUUCAGCAGGUCCAGCGAUGCGAUGGCCUUGGUCGCGUGGCGAAGAUGAUAAGAAAAUAACUAGCCCCACUUCAUGGGUGGAGACAGUAAAGACGAUGAAUUGGUUGUCUAUGUUCACGGAACCUCGAACCCUCAUACCAUCUCUCAUCUUCACGGUUUCAACAGUUACCGGAAUCCGCUUGUACAAGUCAUAUCUACGACGAAUUCCAAGUGUCAACCAUAUAAAACCAGACUAUUUCCGGCGAAGAAGUCUGUUCGGCCGUGUUACAGCCGUUGGAGAUGCCGACAACUUCAGGCUGUUCCACACACCUGGAGGAAGGAUGGCUGGAUGGGGGUGGCUACCAUGGAAGAGAGUGCCUACCGCAAGAGAGUUUUUAGUGAAUAAAACGAUACACAUACGAAUUGCCGGCGUCGAUGCUCCGGAGCUGGCUCACUGGGGACGAGAAGCCCAACCAUAUUCCAAAGAGGCGCUUGACUGGCUUUCGGAAUACAUACUCAAUCGGCGAGUUCGAGCAUACAUCUACAGGCGUGACCAGUACGGCCGAGUGGUAGCACAAGUCUUUGUGCGAAAGUGGUUUUUGAAGAAGGACGUCGGGCUAGAAAUGCUCAGAAUGGGUCUAGGAACUGUGUAUGAAGCGAAAACUGGAUCUGAAUUUGGAGAUUUUGAGCAAAGGUACCGGGACGCUGAGAAGAAGGCAAGGGAAGACAAAGUAGGUAUGUGGACGAAACCCACCAUCUUGGGACGAUUGCGAGGGGAGCAACCGAAGGCGGUCGAAAGCCCAAGAGACUACAAGACUCGCCAUACAGCAGCAGAGAAGCAGAAGAAAGCAGGAUGAAUUGACAAUUCGCUCAAGCACCACACAGACUGCGCAGCCCACAGAGGGGGGGGUCCGGGAACUCGUGCACCUGUUCACAUGCUGGACCAGACACUGAUUGGAUGCUGAGAAUGCCAUCUGCAGCCAGUGGAG
Lindgomyces ingoldianus is the source of this 991-nucleotide messenger RNA. RefSeq names its product putative endonuclease LCL3. Bases 41 to 859 code for a protein of 272 amino acids. NCBI's taxonomy places the organism in Eukaryota, Fungi, Ascomycota, Dothideomycetes, Pleosporales, Lindgomycetaceae. The record is from RefSeq and is a predicted model, not a curated record. Gene Ontology annotation, cellular component: cytoplasm; mitochondrion. The transcript has 2 exons.